ACAUCAUCGUAUUUGGUAAAGGGCCAUUUUGGUAAUUUCCUCACCCAUGCAAAGGGGUCGACGACGAUCUUGCAAGAAAUUAUAAAGCUCCAAUUAAGAUUGUGAUCGAUCGCGCCAGAGAUGGAUUUUCUUGAGGCCUUUUUCAUCGUCGUUUUGCUGGCCGCCGGAAGCCCCGCGACGGCGACAUUGGGUGGGUUUUCCGGCGGGAGGGAAGAUUUGGUGAAGUGGGCUGGUUAUGGAGACGAGAAGCUGUCCACCGUCGUCAUCGGUGGGAAGCUUCUCUGCCAUGGCAAUGCUGCUGCUACUGCUCUUCAUCCCUAUCCUAUCUCAGGCGCAACGGUGGCUGUAAUGUGCGGAACAAAGGCAAAGGCGAAGAAAUUGUGGUUGGGCCGAGCCCGGACGGAUAGACAUGGAGAAUUCGCGAUGGAUAUUCCGUCGCAUCUCCACGCGAUUCCGAAUUUGGAGAAGAUUUGUCGUGUUAAGGUUGUCAGUCUUCCCUGGAGGUCGGCUUGCCGGCAUGCGUGCACGAGGAAGCUCAGGCGGAUAGAAUUGGCGGCGACGCGCGAAGGUAUCCGCACGUACACCGCUCACGACAUACACUUGAUGCCUCGAAAGCUCACGUGAAAAGCAUGUGCCUUCAUCAUCAAUAAAAUGUAUUUGCACCUUAGUCUCGAUGGCGCUUUAGUCACAGACUGACUAAGGGAUUCUUGCAUUCAUAUUCAUAAUGUUUUUUUUUUUUUUCUUUUUUUUUUUGUUUCGUGUCGUGUAAAUUUGAUUAUACUGAUGUGUAUAUAUAUAAUAUAUAUAAAACUUUGUGUGUUCUUGUUUGCUGAACAAGAAAUAAUAAUUUCAACAAAA
Molecule: messenger RNA, 858 nt
Organism: Andrographis paniculata
Lineage: Eukaryota; Viridiplantae; Streptophyta; Magnoliopsida; Lamiales; Acanthaceae
Exons: 3
Coding region: 121-624 (167 amino acids)
Source: RefSeq, a predicted model, not a curated record